CGUCAAAACCGAAGCAAAAAGCUCUUACUUUCAGAUCGAUUAACCAGGAAAAAAAACAAAACAAAAAACUCAGUGAAAUGGAGGUGUACGGGCAGGAAGUGGUUCUGAUAACUGGGUGCUCGGAAGGGGGGAUAGGUCACGCACUGGCACGCGCGUUCGCUGCAGAGGGUUGCGUGGUGGUGGCGACGAGCAGGUCAGUGAGAUCGAUGGCGGAUCUUGAAGGGGACUCGCGAUUUUAUUUGCAAGAGUUGGACGUGGUUUCCGAGGAGAGCGUGGAGAGGGUGGUGUCGAAUGUGUUAGAGAAGUACGGCCGAAUUGAUGUGGUGGUUAACAACGCUGGGGUUCAGUGCGUUGGUCCAGUCGCUGAGGUCCCUCUCUCUGCUCUCCAGCACACUUUUAACACCAAUGUUUUCGGUUCCGUGAGGUUGAUACAAGCUGUUAUCCCCCACAUGGCAUCAAGAAGAAAAGGAAAGAUUGUAAAUGUUGGAAGUGUUACUGUUGCGGCACCUACACCAUGGGCUGGUGCUUACACGGCAUCCAAAGCUGCUCUUCAUGCACUCAGUGAUUCUUUAAGAAUGGAACUGCGGCCCUUUGGAAUCAGUGUGAUCACGGUUGUACCUGGAGGAAUUAGGUCAAACAUCGGACACGCUGCUUUAGCCAGCUACAACCAGAUGCCCGAAUGGAAGUUAUACAAGCCUUUCGACGCAGCAAUCUGUGCUAGAGCCACUCUCUCACAAGGUCCUAAAUCAACCCCUACAGACGAGUUUGCAAAGAAGACUGUGGCUGCCAUUCUGCAGAAGAAUCCGCCAGCUUGGUUCUCCUACGGUCACCUCUCUACCAUUUUCGCCAUCUUAUAUCAUCUGCCACUCUUCGUCAAAGAUUUUGUAUUGAGGAAAGCAAUGAAAUGUUGACUUGUUACUUAUUAUUCUGGUUGUUUAUAUAUCUACACUUCGUGUC
Molecule: messenger RNA, 957 nt
Organism: Pyrus x bretschneideri (Chinese white pear)
Lineage: Eukaryota; Viridiplantae; Streptophyta; Magnoliopsida; Rosales; Rosaceae
Product: short-chain dehydrogenase RED1-like
Exons: 3
Coding region: 78-911 (277 amino acids)
Cellular component (GO): endoplasmic reticulum
Molecular function (GO): oxidoreductase activity
Source: RefSeq, a predicted model, not a curated record